This is a messenger RNA of Capsaspora owczarzaki ATCC 30864, 4481 nucleotides long. The record is from the annotation of a RefSeq genome assembly. Lineage: Eukaryota; Filasterea; Ministeriida; Capsasporidae.
UUUUCAGGUCCGGCAUCAUGACUGACCAAGAGAUGACGGCAACGCAGCGCGAGCUGUAUGAGCAAGUCCAGAAUGCGAGCGGUACACUCAGCAUCCAACGUCAACAGAUCGGCCAAGCUGAAGCGCUGGCAAUUGCAAGAGCACUCGAAGUCAACCAGAGGCUCACCAAGCUCAGCUUAAGAUGGAACGAGAUUGAUGAAACCGGAGCGAACGCGAUUGCUGAAGCACUCAGGGAGAACGCAACGCUCACCCAGCUCGACCUGCACAACAAUCAAAUUGGUGCUUCUGGAGCGCGCGCAAUCGCUGAAGCACUCAGGGUGAACAAGACGCUCACCCAGCUCGACCUGCACAACAAUCAAAUUGGUGCUGCUGGAGCGAGCGCAAUCGCUGAAGCACUCACGGUGAACGGAACGCUCACCCAGCUCGGCUUAAGUUCGAACGGGAUUGGCGUUGGUGGAGCGAACGCGAUUGCUGUAGCACUCAGGGAGAACGCAACGCUCACCCAGCUCGACCUGCACAACAAUCAAAUUGGUGCUUCUGGAGCGCGCGCAAUCGCUGAAGCACUCAGGGUGAACAAGACGCUCACCCAGCUCGACCUGCACAACAAUCGUAUUGGUGAUGAUGGAGCGGAGGCACUUGCCGAAGUACUCAAGGUGAACGCAACGCUCAUCCAACUGCACCUGCGCACCACUUGGAUGUCUAAUAGUGGAGCGCAGGCAAUUGCCAAAGCACUCAUCGUGAACUCGAGGCUCUCCGAGCUCGAUCUAUACGAUAAUCACAUUGGUGAUGAUGCAAAGCAAGCCAUUGCUAAAGCACUGCUAUUCAACUCGACAAUGAAAGGCCUCGAUCUUGAUAUCGAUCGACAGACAAAGCCAUCAGCAGACCUUUUUCUGCAGCUAACCAAGCUUCGUGAAGCAAUUAACGAGUCAAGCGGAACUAAAGAUCUUGACUUGAGCGGACUACAGGUUGCACCGUACUUGCAGACGAUCCUCCAAGGUGUGCAAACCACCCGGAUUGUGAAACUUUGGCUCAACAAGUGCCAGCUUGGAGACGCUGAGUGUCAAGUGAUUGCAACCGAGCUGAGACUGAAUACUUCAUUGACCAGUCUCGAAUUGACUGACAAUCAGAUCGGAGACGCUGGCGCGCUUUCCAUCUCCGAAGCACUGCGAGAAAAUAAGACUUUGCAAAGUCUCAAUCUGACGAAUAAUCAGAUCGGUUAUGUGGAGGAAACAGUUCUGCGCCAUCGUGUGAAUCAGCAGUUUCAGCUACGCAUUGAUGACCAGCGGCGAUCUGGUUCUGUUCGAUGCCAGGAAGUUCGCGUGGUCGUGCUUGGCGAUCCUUCAGUCGGCAAGACCUCACUUGUUAGGGGAAUCGCCGACGGUUAUGUUCGACAGGCCUUCUCCAAUGUGUUUAAUCUUGCCAAAUCCACCGAUGGUAUUGAUAUUUCAACAGUCGUUCUGCGUGAAAAAGGCGAAUCCCCAAUGAUUUUGAUCAUUUGGGAUUUCGCUGGUCAAGAAGUCUAUCUGGUUUCGCACCAGUUCUUUCUUCGUGAACGAACAGUCUACCUGGUCCUGUUUGACGCGCGGGAAGAGUUAUCCCUCAAUUCGCGCCUUGCCUUUUGGCUACGCAGCUUGCACGCUUGCGUUCCCAACGCCGAUAUCAUUCUCGUUGGAACCCACAUUGAUGAUCCGUCAUACACUUCGGAGCGGCAGCAAGAGCAACACCACAAUCUUGCUAAUUUGCUCAACACCUUACAAGAAUCAAGUGUUUCGUUUAAUGUGCGUUCGACCUUCUACAUUAACGCGCGGAACUCUACGGGGGCACCGAGCAUGCCGGAACUCAAGACUGCAUUGUUUCAAGCCGGACAAAAGAUGCCGUUUUACAAUCAACCGGUGGAUGGCCGAUAUCUUCAGUUCAGAGACUCGCUACGGAAGCAAGCCGAUCAGCUGGCCGCCGAGAAAAAGCCACCCCUCUGUCGAUGGCAUGAAAUUGUCAAGCUUGGCCAGUCGCAGAAUCUCAGCGGGCAAGCAAUCGAUGAAUUCAUGCAGCUCAUGCGUUUUCAAGGCUGGCUCGUCUUCCAUCGUCUCGCCAAUUCGGCUACCCCAGGCACGUCCAAUGUUCCCGCGCUGCAACCUGCUACUCUCCUCGCUUCGUUGGACGACAUUGUCAUCUUGAACCCUCAAUGGUUCACGAAAACAGUCCUGACUGGAGUGAUUACCCAGAAACCUCAAGAUCGAUGGGUCAAGGAUGGCAUCGUGACUCGAGAGAAUCUGCUUCGAAACGCUUGGAAGGGCAUCGAUUCUACGAUUUGUGAUCAGUUUGUGCUGCUUCUUCAGCGAUACGAGCUCUUGUACAAGAUGAGCGAUGCCGAUCACCCUGGAGCCGAUUCUGCUUCAAGCGCAGGCACUCGCUAUGUCAUCCCUUCGUACCUGCCAGCCUACAAAUCCGACCCUAGUAGAUGGUCUCUGAAGCCUGCAGCGGGCGAGCCACAUGAAGUUGCUAUUGUGAUGGAGACCAAGUUUUUGCUGGAGGGAUUUUUCGCGAGGCUGGUUGUGCGCUUUCACGAGCGGCAAUUUAGUUUGACGGCGUGGAAAGAUGCUGUUCUGGUCAAUUACGGCGGUCCUCGAGCACUACUCCGUGUUCAUCGAAACGAUUCCAAUGUGCGCCUCGAGUUUACCGCUCGCGGGCAACAUCCAGAGAAACUGCUUCCAACUCUGAUUGAGAUAUUGGACAAGCUCAGCUCGGAUUGGUAUCCUGGAAUCUCGUGGGAAACCUACCUGCGCUGUCCCAUGCAGGUGCCUCAUGACAAACCGUGCAGGUGGCUGCUCCGACCUCAAGUUCGAGACGCGGUGAUUGACAAGAUGAAAAACUUAUCUUGUUCGCACACGCACAUCACGUUUCCAAAGGAGGAAUGGCUUCCAGUUCUCCACUCGCUUUUGCAGCGUCGCUUGAACGCUGUUUCGCAACCUACGCCGGAGGAUGUCGAAGCGCUCCGGCAACUCAAGCAGCAACCGGCACCGGCGAGCGAGAUCCAAACAGCAGCCACGCAAGUUGCAUCACUUGUCGCAGCACAACUGAUUGCAUCUGGAACGCAAACAUUGCAGGAAGUUGGUGCGGCGACCAUCCAUUCUGUUCGCGAAGUCAAAAAGCAACUGACUUCCUCUGGAGUGCAGCAGCUUCAAAAUAUUGCCGCUCAGUCAGCGCAGGACUUGCAGCGUUUCAAUAGGGCUUUGGAUGGCAUCAUCGAAUCGAUUUCAACUGCAGUCAAAUCUGAUCCUGUCGCGUGUGAUCGGCUGAUCCUGUCUACAGUUUUGAGGCGCAUUGAUGAGCUUGCCAAAGCUUUGGAUUCGCGGUUCGAUGCGGCAGAAUCCCUGCAACAGGAGCAGAAAGACGAAAUCGCUCGUUUUUUCACGAGUCAAGUCCAAAUGCAGCUGGACUUGUUGGACAAACCAUGCCCCUUGUUGUUUGUCGUGGUACCUCCGCCCAAGAAGUGGCAUUCCAAACUCACGGAUCUUUACAAGUCAAGCCACACUGCGCACCUGCUAUGCGCUCACAUGGGUACCAACAGCCAGCCCGAGUGGCAUCGUAUCGACCACCAUCCAGGCUACGCCAUUGAAGAUCUUCCCCGUUGGCUCAGGGAUUAUGGUUCUCGUGUUCGAAGUCUGCUUCGGUUGGUGCGUCCGUUCUUGAAGCUGGCCAGUUUGGCCGGUGCACCAAAUGUAACGGGUGCGGUUGAUUCGGCAAUCAAUGCGUUGCAAGACCCGCUCAAAGCUCUUCCGUAUUUGCAGCGAUUGCUCGACCACGCUGAUCAGAAAAACGGUUCCAGCGCGAAAGGAGAGCAGCCGGCGCAUGCAUCUGCUGUUUCCUCAGAAGUACACACUCUUCCCAAGCGGCAGCAAGGGAAUGGGCUGCUUUUCUGUCCCAGACAGACGAGUACAAGUCCUUUGCUGGUUUGGAGCGAGCUGUUGUGCUCAGCACGGGUGAGGUUCGUUGGGUCUGUCCGAAGCAUGCGCAAGAUCCUAUCUAUUGCACCAGCUCCUUCUCGAGCAGUUCGUUCGCUGGCAAUGCGCCAAGCAGCUCUUCCAGUAUUAAUGUUGCAAGCAGUUCCUCCGCCGCGUUCUCGAUCAGCAGCAAUUCCAAUAGCAAUGCUCCAAGCAGCUCUUCCGCAGGCACAUCGAGCAACACUCCCAGCAUCGCUGCCCCUGGCAAUGGUACAGGCAACUCUUCCGUUGGCAAUGCCGCAAGCAGCUCUUCCAACGUCAAUGUUGCAAGCAGCUCCUCCGCGCCAUCCGCUUCGACACCGUGAUACAGGCACGUCGUGCCCUAGUUUCCUUCUCCUCUUUCGUUCUUUUCUUGCUUUCUUUCUUCCAGUUUUGUUUCGUUCGUUCUUCUUUCUUUCGUUCGUUCUUUCUCUCUUGCUUUGUUGUUCUCGCAUGAAAGUGUUCAGAAAAGUAGAUUUCGCAAAAUCUGCCAAAGAUCGA